Messenger RNA from Cygnus olor (mute swan), 7408 nucleotides. RefSeq names its product SPHK1 interactor, AKAP domain containing (gene SPHKAP). Lineage: Eukaryota; Metazoa; Chordata; Aves; Anseriformes; Anatidae. The annotation marks the transcript as partial. Gene Ontology annotation, molecular function: protein kinase A binding. Gene Ontology annotation, cellular component: cytoplasm. The transcript has 11 exons. The record is from RefSeq and is a predicted model, not a curated record.
AUCUCAACUGAUGCAAGAAGUCCCAGAGCACCAAGCAACAGCACAGACAGUUCGGGAAGCAGUUUGGGAAGCUCUGUCACAGCAUGUAAAAAGAUUCUCUGCAGUAACAGUCUGCUAGAAUCAACAGACUACUGGCUGCAGAAUCAGAGGACACCAUGCCAAAUUGGCUUUCUGGAAGACAAGUCAGAAAGCAACUGUGCCUCAGUUUGCUUUGUGAAUUUAGAUGCAAACAGAGACGAUUGCAGCAAUGAGCAAGUGCAACAGAAAUUGAUCAGCGUCUCUCCAAAUCUCCCCAAACUCAUCAGUUCUAUGAAUGUACAACCACCCAAGGAAAAUGAAAUAGUCCUGCUGACUGGAUUAACAUCAGGAAACCUUCAAGCUGAUUAUGAAGUUCCCCAGCGUCCUUGGCUAGCAGAUGUCUGCUUGGUUCAGUGUGCAAGGGGGGACAGGAAGAACAGCGCAAGCUGCAUCAUCUUUGAAAUAAACAAGUUUCUGAUUGGGCUUGAGCUUGUUCAGGAGAGACAGCUGCAGAUAGAAGCUCAUGUCUCAAAGCCUGAGGAUGACACAAACUGCUCAGUGUCCUCAAUAGAAGAAGAUUUCCUCACAGCAUCUGAGCACCUCGAGGAGGAAAACGAGGCUGAUGAGUAUAAAACUGGCCAUGAAAAAAUAAGUGUUUCAGAAUCAUCUUCAGAUAUCAAAAAAAAUAAAGGAAAAGGAUUUGAAAAUCUCCACUACAGGAAAGCCAGGUUGCCAUUAAUUCUGGAAGGAAAUUCCAUUAAUAAAGAAAAUACAGCUACUAGAGUCUCUGAAGCUGUGAAUGCUGUGGUCGAAGAUGGCAUCUCACAACCUGAAGAUAAGCCACACCAGGAAAUCCCGUGGCAGAAGGAAUUAGUGGAAACAGCUACAUCAUCUGUCAGUACUAGUAAUUUGACUAGUGGGGUCGAACACUCCUGCUCAGUGAAUGUAUUAGAAGACGUAUCUUUAACCAAAAUGGCUAAAGAAGAGCUGGGGCCUCUUCACAACCCAAUAGCAAAACACAUCAGUAAGGCAGACAUAGAGGAAUGUGCAGGUGGUAGGAAAAGUGAUCCCCCCUGGCAAAAUGAGCAAGCAUCUACAGGUCAGUAUGCCACAAAUUUAGCAGAAUCUGUUCUGCAAGAUGCAUUCAUCAGACUGUCACAGUCUCAAACCACUUUUAAUGAGGAGGCUGCGGUCAGCAUCUCUGUAGGGAGCUCCUGCAAGUCAGAAGAUGUGUCUGCUGCCCGAUCAUGGAAUGAACUUCCAAAGAUCGUCAUAGUGCAAAGUCCAGACAGCUGUGAGAAUGUGUCUGACUGGCCAGGGUCUGCCUUCCCAAACAUGUGCCACUGGACUGAAUCAGAAAGUUCUGCUGAAGUUUCAGAUUACUUCGAGGAAGAACAUUCAAAUGGGCAAAGCCAGAGCGCACUGGAGAUGGCCCUGGCGUGUGCAGCGACUGUCAUUGGAACCAUCUCAAGUCCCCAGGCUGCAGAAAAGUUCAGACAGGACCAAGAAACCACAGACUCCAAAAAUGGAGCAGUAGAUAGUGAAGAGACACAGACAGCGUCUUCACAGCUACUUGAGGAUUGUUCUGGUACAGAAUAUUCAUUUCCAUCUGCGCUGUGUGGCAUGACUCAGGUAGCAAGUGCUGUAGCAGUCUGUGGACUGGGGGAAGCAAAUGAAGAGAAGUACCCUGCAACUUCGAGUGGUCUGCUGUCUGCAGCUCAGACAUCUGCAGCCAUUACUCUUCAUUGCAGCAUAGCUAUAGGAAGCAGCAUGGAGAAGCUGAAUGAUAGCAUUGCAGAGGCACUUCUCAAAGAGGCAUCAACAAUUUUGACAAAACCCAAUACAUACAAAAACAUAGGGCAUUUUAUGGAAUCCAUAAAUGGAAGAAUUAUUGAAACAGCAGCAAGGCCACAGAUUCCACACUCUGAUGGAGUAAUCAGGGAUGAACUUGCACAAAACUUAUCUAAUAUUAUUCUACGUCAUUCUAUCGAAGAGGUUAGGAAGAAGAGACAGCUACAGCCCCGUUCAGAAAACAGCUCGAAUACACAAGACAUUUUCAUGGAGACUGCAAAUGAGUUGCUUUUUAAUGUGAUAUAUUUCACUUGCAAGAAGAUGAAUGACAUAAGACAAGUUGAAGAGUGUUCUCCUCUGUUUUCUGACAGCCCAAAAGCCAAGAAAGUAACAAGAGUAGAAGGAUGGCCAACACAGGCAACCGCACAUGAAACAUCACACAGACCCCUUGGUCAUUCUGCUGUUAAGCCACUUGGUACAUGCUACAGUGCUAGCAAAGAACUUGGAAACGGUACAGGCACUAGGAAAACUAACAUGAGAGAUGUAAAUAGCAAGGAAAGUGCCACGCUGAAUUCAGAACUAAGUAGAGCCACUGGGCAUAAUGGGCUUGUUGCAAAAACAUCUCCCAAGAAAAGAUACCUGAAAAGAACCACACGAGACUGUUACAAAUCCCCAAAUCAGGGUAACAAUCAGAAGAAGAAAGACUAUAGAUCAUUUUCAGACAGAGAAAACACCUUUGCAAACAAUGAAUGCAGGCAUGGCGUUCAAGAACAACAGUCUUCCAAUGCUGCUGUGAAUGCAGAUAACCAGGUGAAUCAUAAGUGUGAUGCUGUGCUAAACGAUGAAGUCCAAGUUAGCUUAUCUUUGUUAGGAAGCCAUGUCUUGCUUCCUUCUCAGCCUGUGCUCCAGGUGAAACAUUCAAGGGACAAAUAUUGUAUAACAGAUUUUGCAGAAGAAUUGGCAGAAACAGUGGUCUCUAUGGCAACCGAAAUAGCUGCCAUUUGUCUUGAAAACUCAAAUGGAAAGCAACCCUGGUUCUGUGCAUGGAAGAGAGGCAAUGAAUAUCUGGUGACCCAGAGUUUGUCAUGCAGAACCAUGAAGAGGAAAAAGGAAACCCAUGCUAAUAGCUCAGUUGUUCGGAAGCACAGGGCACCUAGACUCAGCGAGAUCAAAAGAAAGACAGAUGAGCAUCCUGAGCUAAAGGAAAAGUUGAUGAAUCGGGUAAUAGAUGAAUCUAUAAACCUUGAGGAUGCACCAGAUUCUGUCAAUAUCUUUGCAAAUGAAGUGGCUGCAAAAAUCAUGAACCUCACUGAACUCUCCAUGGUUGACAGCAUCUGGCAAGGUCCAAACCAUCCCAGGAACAGGCUGCACUGUGACAGAUGGAGCCGAGCCAAGGCCUCAAGCUGUGAGAGCAUCCCAGAGGAGGAUGCAGAUUCCAAAGCCUCUGUCAAUACCUUAGGCCUAAUGAACACCUUUGGUCAAUCGGUGAGCCAGACAAGUUCUGUCUCAAAGCAGUCUAGCUGUGAAAGCAUUACAGAUGAAUUUUCAAGAUUUAUGGUGAACCAGAUGGAAAAUGAAGGAAGAGGCUUUGAUUUGUUACUGGAUUACUAUGCAGGAAAAAAUGCAAACAACAUCUUAACUUCUGCUUUGCAACAAGUAGCCAAGAAAAAUGGUCACCUUAACAUAAGACCAAGUUGCCCAUCCAAACAGUCCAGCACAGAAAGCAUAACAGAAGAAUUUUAUAGGUAUAUGCUAAGAGAAAUAGAAAAGGAAAACAAAGAUAACCUAUCUUCCCCUCGAAAUUCAAAGGACUGGUGUGGCAGUUUGCUACCGCCCUCUUUACGAUCACCUUUUUGCUUCAGACAAGCCUCAAUGCCUGACACCAGAUCAUCCAGCUCUAGACUAACAGUUAACAUCCCAGUCAAGGCAAAUUCAUUAGAUGGAUUUGCCCAGCACCACCGGGAUUCCUUAAGCGUACAGCCAGUCAGUACUGUGGCUUCUUCAGGUCUUUGCAAGUCUGAUUCCUGCCUGUACCAAAGAUGCAAGACUGACCAGAUCACUGAUAUGUUGAUUCACGAGACAUGGGCGAGUUCUAUUGAAUCUCUAAUGCGCAAGAACAAAAUCAUAGCAGAUGAGGCAGAGGUUGCAGAGGCAGAUCGCUUUCACAGUGAUUCCCCACCACAUGUGGAACAAUAUGCAAACAGACUGGCUGCAAAUAUUGUUGAAAGUGGUAAAAGUUUAAUAGUUGUCCAGCAGGAUUCCUUUGAUUCUACGAGCCAAGAUCAUAUGCUGGAAAGCAAAUAUCCCCAAAGCGCAACUCAGAUUCAAACAAAACCCAAAAGAGAUGGAAUAAAUUUGGAUGAGCAGAAAGAGAAGAUGAAGAACCCUGGAUGCCUCCCUGCAGGUCAGCACAGGGAAGUGCCUUUAAUUCAGAUAGAAACUGAUCAACGAGAUGAGGCAGAUAAAGACUCUGAGUGCUUAACUUCACAUGACUCUUCUGGAAAGGAGCAUCAAAGCAAUGAAAAACCUCCAGAAGCUUAUGCUGGGAAGCACACGGUUUCCAGUUCCUUACUGAAUAGCAAGAAUGCUCAGAGCAGACUAGAUGCUGAAGUCCCAGGAGAGACAAAAACAGCUGAAGAAUUUCCAAACCAUCUCAGCAGCAGUGAGGAAAGCACUGGUAGCUGGUCCCAGCUGGCCAAUGAUGAGGACAAUCCAGAUGACACAAGUAGCUACUUACAACUCAGUGAACGAUCCCUCAGCAAUGGCAACAGCAGUACAACUAGCAGUCUUGGCAUUAUGGACCUGGAAAUUUAUCAGGAGAACAUGCCAUCUUCUCCUAUGAUUAAUGAAUUAGUAGAAGAAAAGGUUUUCCUUAAAGAACAGACAGAAAAUACAGAGGAAAGUACUUCAGGGCUCUCAGUGGGAACAGCCAAUUGUCAGAAGGACCUCUUGGUGAUAAAUUUUGAUCUGGAACCAGAAUGCCCUGACGCAGAGCUUCGAGCCACCCUGCAGUGGAUAGCUGCUUCUGAACUUGGAAUCCCAACCAUCUAUUUUAAAAAAUCUCAGGAAAACAGAAUUGAAAAGUUUUUAGAUGUUGUGCAACUAGUUCAACGGAAGUCCUGGAAGGUUGGCGAUAUCUUUCAUGCUGUGGUGCAGUACUGCAAGCUCAGUGAGGAAGGCAGAGAGAUGACACCAAGCCUGUUUGAUUGGCUCCUUGAACUGGGUUAAGAAAGUUCACCUGUUCGGCAUUUUUGUUUUAAUCCAGUUUAAGUAAGCAGUGAUUUGUGUAACGCUCUGACUUUCAAACAUCACUGAGUACAAUGAGCAAAGACAUACAAACUCUACAGAAACAGCACACGUCUGUUCCACAGCUGAGCACUGAGCAAAGUGAAACCAAGGCGUAUUGUAUCUUUCUGUAUCCUGAGGGACUCUUGACAUAUUGUGCUAUAGGAUGUACUGUACUAGGAGGGGAUGGAUUUUUAGCCUUCUGAAUUAAUGGACUACACAGUAAAGACUUAAAUCUCCGAUAAGAUCCAUUUUCAUCAAUUUGAUUAAAUCAAUCAGCUGAAAUGCGACAGUAUGCUAACAUUCAGUUCUAAAAACAACACUAAUGUUUGUACAGUUUACCUAUUAGAACCUGAGCGUGUUCCAGGAUGCACAGAGAAACCCAUGUCCCUAGAUAAAUAAAACAAAACCAAACCUCCAAGGUCUUCUAAGGGGUAAAAACUUUUGAACACACCAGAUCUUUAUGGUUAGAUGGCACAAUAAAAGCCUACUGAAAACACAUUUCAGUUUCUUUCCAUGCAAUUAUUUCUCUCCCAUAGCGGUUUGCCAUCCCUGUCUUCUUCUCAAGGAAAUGAGAUCUAGAAUCUCAGUUAAUACCCUUAAAAGAAAUUUCUUUUCCCUUAGAGGCAGUGAAGUUUGGGAUCUCUAUGCUUGGUAUGUCCCCGAGCACAGCUCUGUGAGUCAUGGGAGUCACGGCAGCGGGUUUCUGAAGCCCUGUCCCACCCCAGGCCUGCCAGGUGACCUCAGGUGAGUCAUUUCACCUCUGUGCCUCAGUGUCCCUACCUGGUUAAAGGGAGUGAUGAUAGUAAAUGUGUUACAUGAAGUGCUUUUAUUUAAAGCACCAUGUAACACGCUACAUGUGAGUUAAAAGUAGUGAAAAAAAUACUAUUUUAGUUUUAGUUUAAUCAAGUAAAUUGUUAAUAAGGUAAAAAAAAAAAACAUAUCUGAAGAGUGCUGCCUCGACAGACAGUUAUGAAAAUUAAGAUUUUUAGGAAAUCAAAAUGAUUGUUAAAAUCUCAGCACAUGUGCUUGUUCAUUUUGGAUGCAAGUGUUUGGACUAUAUAUGAUAGUUCACAUUGCUAUAACAUUUAUAUAACUUUGAUAAGAUAUCCUAUAGUAUCUUCUUGCUGAGAUGAUCUGUUAGUAUCAUGCGCUCAGUGAUACUCUCGACUCUUCCAAAGAGAUUGGUUUUAGAUUUAAAGGUAAAUAUAACCUAUCACAUCAAAGCUCUUCUGAGAUUUAUUUCUUUGAAAAUCUUUAUCUUUUGCCUCUCCCUUCCCAAAUAGCAUAAUAGAAAACCAGCCUUUCCCAAUACAAUAUUUAAGAGAUUUUAUUUUCCAUAUAACAAUCUAUGCUUCUGUACUAUUUCUUGGGAGGGGGGGAAGAGAAAACUGUCCUUUUGCACUAUUUUUGAAGAUUUUGAAGUAGUUUUAAAUAAUUUAUGAAAAAGAGCCAUAUUAUUCUCAAUUUAAUCUUUAAAACCAUUCCUGAAGUUGCAUGAUUUUCAUUCAUUUGUUGAGAGAGACAAAUUGUCAGUGAAACAAUACAGAACAUUAAAUAACAUGAGAAAUUCUACAUCUCUGCAACAUAUACAGAACAGUGGAGGUCUCUUUACUGCCAGGAUAAAGGUCAGUUUGUUGCAUACACUAAACUUAACUGUGCAGUCACUGGGCUUAUUCUUACAAACUGCUGAACAUCCACAACUCACACCAACAUGCGUGGUAACACUGAAUGUUCCGCAUUUCCGAGGCUGAAAGUCAGUAAAAAGCACCAAGUAUUAUAUAAAGUGCUCUGAGUUAAUAAAUGGGAAAGCGUAUUUAUUUUAAGCCAAAUACAGUUAGUUGUCAGUAAAUCAAUUUUUUGCUGUGAUAGAAUUAAUGUUUACUUAUCCUACAAAGCACAAAUAUCAUGACUGAGUUGUAAGCGUGAUGCAGUUUCUCUGUAUAGUUCUUAAUGUUGCAGUUUGUUCAGAAAUAAAUUUAUGUUAUAACAUGUCAUCUUUGUCUUCCUAAAAAAAAUAUUCGACCAAUUAAAUAUUUGCAUGUCAUCCCUGUAGCAUCCAUUAUUUGCUUCUCAAAGCAAUGCUUCUGAAUGAAACAUCUGACCCACAGCCCUAACGAAAGCAAGCACUGGGUCUUACCUCAUUCCCAGAGCUGUGACUUUCCUCACAUUCCACAAUUCAUUCAGAUGAUAUAAGGCUAAUCAGAACAUUCUUGCUAUCACACAAAAUAAAUUACACAUUCAUUGCAAAGAAUUAACCCCAGAAUAACGCCAACAUAACAAAACCCUGUUAGUGCUUACUAAUAUGUUUACA